AUGCCUCCCCUCGAGGAAGCGAUCGAUGAUCCCACCAGCAAUGACGAGUACGUCGCGCAGCUGCUGGCCAGAGAUGCGCGGGACAGAUCUCUGAAAUACUCUGCUCUCGGGCUAGAGGCUUAUCUGCCUCGGAGAUCUACGGGGAAACCUCCCAAGCCCAACACACGCUUUUUGAAGAACAUCCUCAGGGAAACAGACAGCCACAAUGCGGCACUCAGGAGAAAGGAGGAGGAAGAUGCACGGGAGCGGAUGCGGCGGCUACACGGCUCGACCUCCUCGCGGAGAUCAGGUCGCGAUCGAGAAAGGCGGGAGAGUGAGCGAUACAGAGAUGAUGAUCGUGCGGACCGCCACCACUCCCGUCGGUUGCGAUAUGAGGAUUCCGUAGACAGCGACUGCGACGAUCGCUCACGGCGGCGACGAAGACACCACACCGACAGUGAGAGUGAGAGUGACCAUCACCGCUCGAGGAGACAUAGACAUAGUCGCCGGGAUGACCGUGACCGAUCGCGGCGACGAAGAGAGUCUUCCCGCUCACCGAGCCGGUCGAGACGUGAACGAGACAGGAAUUACAGCCGUCGCCACCGACACAGACACUCGUCUCGAUCUAGAUCGCCCCGUUCGCGAUCACCGAGAGCUUCGAGACGAGCAUAUGAUGAUGACUACAGGGACAGUCGUGACAGAGAUAGUCGUGACAGAGAUAGUCGUGACAGGGAUAGUCGUGAAAGGGACAGUCGUGAAAGGGAUAGGCAUAGAAACAGUCCAUCUACGUCUUACUCUCGAGAUCGACAGCGAGAGUCUAAAGAUAGAUCGCCAUCACCAUUGCGGCAAACUACAGACCAUCAUUCUUCAGACGAAGAUUCGGAUCCUCUAGAAGAUCUGAUCGGACCACUUCCACCAGACGCUCAUCAAAGACACCAGACUGCUUCCGUUCCGUCGCGGGGACGAGGAGCAUAUCGAUCGAAGGAGAGCAAUAUCGACGCACAUUUUGCGCCAGAUUACGACCCGAAUCUGGAUGUGCGGUUAGAGGAGGAGGACGAUACGGCUUCGACACGGCCCAAGCGGCGGCCGGUAGCGGGACUAAUGACGGAAGACGACGACUGGGACAUGGCGCUCGAAGCGCUGCGCGAUCGCGCUCAAUGGAAACAGAAGGGAGCGGAGCGGCUGCGAGCGGCCGGGUUUGGGGAGCAAGUAGUGGAGCGAUGGACGAAAGACCCGGCUUUUACGGGAACGAGCUAUGAGGGGAGAAUCGAGGAUGUGCGGUGGGCGAAGAAGGGAGAGGGGCGCGAGUGGGAUCGAGGGAAGGUGAUGAGCGAUGGGCAUUAUGAUGUGAAGGCGCCGUGGUAG
Molecule: messenger RNA, 1344 nt
Organism: Rasamsonia emersonii CBS 393.64
Lineage: Eukaryota; Fungi; Ascomycota; Eurotiomycetes; Eurotiales; Trichocomaceae
Exons: 2
Coding region: 1-1344 (447 amino acids)
Source: RefSeq, a predicted model, not a curated record